This is a messenger RNA of Paralichthys olivaceus (Japanese flounder), 2016 nucleotides long. It is a transcript of the gene ccr6b, whose product is annotated as chemokine (C-C motif) receptor 6b. The record is from RefSeq and is a predicted model, not a curated record. Lineage: Eukaryota; Metazoa; Chordata; Actinopteri; Pleuronectiformes; Paralichthyidae. Gene Ontology annotation, biological process: positive regulation of cytosolic calcium ion concentration; immune response; G protein-coupled receptor signaling pathway. Gene Ontology annotation, cellular component: external side of plasma membrane; membrane. Gene Ontology annotation, molecular function: C-C chemokine binding; C-C chemokine receptor activity.
CAAGUGAAGCUGGGCGGAAAUCUAACCCUAUUUUGACUUCUCAGAUCCAGAAGAUAAAGACAUUAAGUGAGUGAGAGUCAUCAUUCUACAAGAUUAAAAACAUGGCGGUGACGAUUCCAGACUAUGGCAACGAUACAACGUUCGAUGACUAUGACUAUGACGACCUCUGUGUUCUUGACCCGAGCCCCACAGCGGUCAUCACCCAAACAUACGUCCAUUCCAUCAUCUGUGCCUUCGGCCUGAUCGGCAAUGUCCUCGUGAUCGUCACCUACAUAUUCUACAAGAGAGCCAAGACGAUGACGGAUGUCUACCUCUACAACGUUGCCAUGGCUGACCUGAUCUUUGUGGUGGCCCUUCCAUUUAUCCUAUACAACGAGCAGCACAGCUGGUUCAUGGGUCCUGUGGCCUGCAAGAUACUGAGGUCGGCCUACAGCAUCAACCUCUACAGCGGCAUGCUCCUGCUCGCGUGCAUCAGUGGCGAUCGUUACAUCGCAAUAGUUCAGGCCAGGAAAUCCUUUGGCGCUCGCUCACGCACUCUGAUCUACAGCCGCCUCAUCUGCUCUGCUGUUUGGCUGUUUGCUGUGGCCCUGACACUGCCUACGUUCAUCUACACCCAGCGCUUUGAAGAGCAGAAUCAGGGGACUGAGAGCGUCACAGUGAUGUGUGAGAUGUAUUUCAGGAAGAAUGAGACAGCAAAAGUGAUGAAGGUGACGGUUCCCAGCCUCCAAAUGGCUUUCGGCUUCCUAAUGCCUCUGGUGGCGAUGGUGUUCUGCUACUCCAGCAUCAUUUGCACCUUGCUGACAGCACAGAACAGCCAGAGGAACAAGGCUGUGCGUGUGGUUUUGGCAGUCGUGGUGGUUUUCAUUGCGUGCCACCUUCCCUACAACGUGACUCUGCUAACACACACCCUGUCUCUGUUUAAGGAGAGAAGUUGUGAGUGGGAAAAGAUUAAACUCAGAGUUCUGGACAUCUCCAGAGGCAUAGCCUACCUCCAUUGCUGUCUGAAUCCCAUCCUCUACGCCUUCAUCGGGUCGAAGUUCAGGAGUCACUUCAGGCAAAUAGUGGUGGAUAUGUGGUGCUUCAGCAAAAAGUACAUCUACUCUGCUCGCUCGUCACGCGGAACGUCUGAUAUUUGCGUCUCAGGUCUCAAGUCUUCAGAGGGCUCUAGCAACAUGAUGUCAUUCAGUGUAUGAUGCUGCAGCCGAGAGAUAAUUAGAAAUGCUGAUGCUACAGGAGCCUCUCGUCUCUCCAAGUUGUUACUGUGCUGUAACUGUAUGUAGCCACCCACACACACACGCACACGCACACACUUAUUAUAACCGGUUGGAAUAAUGCCCGUGAUGAGCACGUGUCCGUUAAGAUACUGAUACUGGCUCCAUUUUAUUCAGGAGAACGAGCAAAACACAUCAGUGAUUCAUGUUAGUAAUAUCUGUGCUUUUCAUUAUAUUACAGGUCGAAAUGUCUGCUGUGAAUCACACAUAUUAAAUGUCAUGGAAUUUGAACGACAUUUUACAAAUGAUCAUAUAAUGAUUCUGUUUGAACCAAAGAGGAGAAAGUAGUGGUAGAAAUCCUAUUACAGCACAUGAUAACAGCCACAUGCAAAUUAAACCAGUGCCUCUACACAUCUAAUCUUAGUUUUUCACUGCUUCAGGAGCAUGAAAAUUCAAUCCUCAGAGCAAAUCUGCAUCUAGUUUGCUCCCCUUUCAUGAAUAGGUUUAUAGAUGUAAGAACAUUCUCUGCUGGUGACAUUUUAUCGAUAUGUGCUAAUGAUGUAUUAUCUUUAAUUAACAUUUGAUGGCUGGUUUUGUUUCUUUAAAUAUAUAUAUUUGAAAAGAGGUACGACUGAGAGCCACUUCUCUAGUGUUGCUAUGUAUAUCCUGUUGACUGAGUCUGCUGUUUUUUUAAAGUUAAGCUAAAGCUCCUCACAUUUCUAAACUUGCCCUUCUGUCACUUAAGUUUUUAUCAGUUUGUAUUUUGUAAAUGAGAUUGUCUGAAUAAACAGUGUGUCUGAAAAUA